AUGGCUUCCUCGUGGUGCUGGAAUUGCCUCUCGAGGCUUCGCCCGACACCGCGAGCACUCCUCCCGCCGUCCGCAACGCCCCGGAUUUCGAGCGCCCCCUUCCACUCCACCGCCGUGCACUAUGCCCAGCCGGCCAAGAAGAAGGGAAACAGCUUGACUGUCAUGAAGCACAGACAGUCAACCAGCUUGAGAAGGAAGAAGAAGAAGGUUGCUGAUCGCGGCGGUCGUCCCCCAGCCGUGGGUGAGCGCAAGGCUUUGCGGAAACGCAUUGUCUUGAGCAACCCCAACGCCCUUGAGGUUGAGGGCAUGCUGGACCUGUCCCGGGGACUAUGGUGGACUCCCGUCUCCGUGGUACCGUUCUUGGACUUCCUAGCAGUGCAAGCCUUCAAGCCCAAGCAGGGCUGGUCGAUAUUCCGCCGGCCUGGAACGGUCCUCCGACGUGAUACCAUUGAGAUGGGUCGUUUGUUUGAGCAGAUCUCUGGGGAGGGCGAUGGUGCCAAGAAGGGCAAGGUCGUCAAGAAAAUUGUUACUGGUAUGAAGGGAUCUGGCAAGACCGUGCACCUGCUGCAGGCUAUGGCUAUGGGAUUCUUGAAGAAGUGGGCUGUGAUCACUAUUCCCGAUGCCCGAGAGCUUGUGUCUGGUGAAACCGCCUACGCCGCCAUCGAAGAUAGCGACCCACUGCAGUAUGUCCAGCCUACUGCGACCUCGGCUCUGUUGACUCGCACUGUCGAUGCCAACCGGGAGCUCCUGGCUAGCCUGAAGGUCUCCCAGAAGCACCCAGCUCUGAAGACGUUGAAGCCUUCCUCGACCCUCGAAGACCUCGCCAAGCUUGGCUUCAGUGAUCCUGCUGUCUCCUGGCGGGUCUUCCAGGCUCUCUGGACUGAGCUUACUGCCACUGCCCCCGCCGCAGGAUUGGAGAAGGACUUCCAGCCCCGUCCUCCUAUGCUUGUUGCCGUGGAUGGUCUGGCCCACUGGAUGACCGAGACCGAUUCAUGCCCACGACCUCGCCUUCGUCCACCACUUCCUCUCCUUGCUGAAGGAGGGCGAUUCCUGAAGAACGGCGGUCUCCUUCUUUACGCCACCUCAGCCUCAAACAACCCCAACCCCAAGGCUCUGAACAUUGCCCUGGACCGCCUGGCCGCCCGCCAGGCCGGUAUCAGCGCUUCCUCGCCCGAAUAUCCGCAACCACCAGCCUACAGCGAUGCUGAUCCUCGCGUCCUGGACCUGCUCCAGCCCGCAGAGAAGGCUGUCAGCCCAGUCGAAUUGCAGACGCUGGGCGGCCUCACUCGCGACGAGGCUCGUGGUUUCAUGGAGUACUUCGCUCGCAGCGGCUUGCUGCGUGAGAUGAUCAAUGACCAGUGGGUGAGCGAGAAGUGGAGCUUAUCCGGCGGCGGUAUCAUCGGCGAGCUGGAAAAGUUCGGCCGUCGUGUUCGCGCCACUGCCUCCGCCUCGAAAUAA
Messenger RNA from Penicillium mononematosum, 1458 nucleotides. Its product is annotated as mitochondrial 37S ribosomal protein mS29. Lineage: Eukaryota; Fungi; Ascomycota; Eurotiomycetes; Eurotiales; Aspergillaceae. The record is from RefSeq and is a predicted model, not a curated record. Gene Ontology annotation, molecular function: structural constituent of ribosome. The transcript is spliced from 4 exons. Gene Ontology annotation, cellular component: mitochondrial small ribosomal subunit. The coding region runs from base 1 to 1458 and encodes 485 amino acids.